Toxotes jaculatrix (banded archerfish) is the source of this 2055-nucleotide messenger RNA. RefSeq names its product CD166 antigen homolog A-like. NCBI's taxonomy places the organism in Eukaryota, Metazoa, Chordata, Actinopteri, Toxotidae. The transcript has 16 exons. Gene Ontology annotation, biological process: cell adhesion. Bases 203 to 1915 code for a protein of 570 amino acids. The record is from RefSeq and is a predicted model, not a curated record. Gene Ontology annotation, cellular component: plasma membrane.
GUUGGCGAGCACAUGCCACGUUGGGAGAAGAGCCAAAACUGAACUGAACUACCUUUCCGGGCUCGCGAGGACGAUUUUCACUUAAUCCACCAGUAAAACAAACAAACAAACAAACAAACAAAAAAAACUUAACCAGGUGGGUUUUUCAACAAACCUCUGAAACAAACCGAGAACCGACUGUGGAUCUGAGAGACUCGCAAGGAUGCACUUGUUGUCCGCCGCCAGCUGCGUGUGUGCCCUCCUCCUCACCGCACUCCUCUGCCGAGUGAGCGGUUUGGAGACUGUUAUCGGCCUGUACGGGGAAACACUCGAGAUCCCGUGCAACAAUGGAGCCAUGAAGACGGAAGACGCCGUCAUGACUAAAUGGAAAUAUGACAAAGGAGAGGGACUUCCAGGAGACCUGCUGGUCAAGCAGAAAAACCAGAAUGUCUCAGUCAUAGCCACUGAUGAGUACAAGGGCCGCGUGAGCAUGGCCAGCAACUCCAGCCUGCUUCUUUCUGCAGCCAAACUGACCGAUCAGCGGACUUUCACUUGCAUGGUGGUGUCUAAUUCAGACAUCAGUGAAUACCCAGUUAAUGUGUUGAUCUACAAGACACCAGCAGGCCUGGAGAUUUCUGACAAAGCGGUGGAACUUGAGAUCGGCAAACUUACUAAGCUUGGAACAUGUGUUGCACAGGAUGCCAAUCCAGCUGUAAACAUCACGUGGUUAAAGAGCGAAAAACCUUUGGUGGCUGAUGGGAAAGGGAUUUUCAUCCGAACCUCGGUGCUGGUAGACCCUGUUACUGGCCUCUCGACCACUACCUCUGUACUAGAAUACUCGGCCAAGAAGGAAGACACGGGCGCUCAGUUCACCUGCAGCACUCAGUCCACUGUGGGCUCACAGCUGGUGUCCUCUCCAGUGACCUUCACCAUCACCUACUCCACAGAGAACAUCAGACUUCAGGUCGAUGCUCGGGACCCUCUAGAAGAAGGAGACAAUGUGACUCUGAAGUGUGUUGCAGACGGUAACCCACCUCCUACCAGCUUUAACUUCCACCUUAAGGGAGAAUUGGUGAAAGUGGAAAACGCAGACACUUACACCAUCGUGAAUGUCUCACGUGACACCACUGGCAAAUACAAAUGCUCUCUCGUUGACAACCCCAUGCUGGAGGCAUCUCACAACAUCACAGUCAACUACCUUGACAUCAAUUUAGCCCCCUCUGGGCGUAUCGUGAAGAGAGCUGGAGAGGCCUUACAUCCAACUCUCCAGAUUGAUGCUCCUGAGCCAUCAAAGGUCUCCUGGACAAAGGACAACGUUAAACUGGACAAAGAUCCCAAGUUCACCAAUCUGACUUACUCAGACUCUGGCCGCUAUGAGUGCACGGUGACAAUGGGGCUCCUCAGCCGAAAAGCUUCUUUUGAGUUGCUUGUUGAAGGUGCUCCGGUUAUCAGACAGUUGUCCAAACAGCGCGGUGAAGAUGGCAACCAUAAAGUCUUAAUUUGUGAAGCUGAAGGUUUCCCGAAGCCAGCUGUUUCCUGGAACAUCAACGGCACCUCGCCUGUUGAGAGUCCCUUCAUCAAUGGAAAGAUAACACACAGGAUCACAGUUGUGCCUUCUGCAAAUCUAACUGUCUUUUGUACAGUGACCAAUAAGUUUGGCAUGGAUUCCAGAGAUAUAAAUGUGUCAUCCAUAAUUGUGGGGGAGAGAAUGGAUAAACAAGACCAGUCGGAGAAUAGUGACCAGACCAAGCUGGUAGUUGGAGUUGUGGUUGGUCUCCUCAUCGCCUCUGUGCUUAUAGGUCUGGCAUACUGGGUCUACAUGAAGAAAUCCAAGCAAGGCAGCUGGAAGACCGGUGAAAAGGAGAACGGGUCUUCUGAGGAGGAGAAAAAACUGGAGGAGAAAGUGGAGGAGAACAGCCAAAAAGCAGAGGUGUAAAGAAACGGCGAACAGCCUUUGGGAAUGUGAAAGUGAGAACAUGGAACUUUUGCACAUUUCUCUUCACCUCUGUCUGAAAAAAAAAGAAAUCCAACAAAACACGUGUACAUUGGGAUGAAGACAGUUUGGAUUUGGUUUCA